This is a messenger RNA of Rhopalosiphum maidis (corn leaf aphid), 1077 nucleotides long. RefSeq names its product gastric triacylglycerol lipase-like. The transcript is spliced from 7 exons. Gene Ontology annotation, molecular function: hydrolase activity, acting on ester bonds. The annotation marks the transcript as partial. Lineage: Eukaryota; Metazoa; Arthropoda; Insecta; Hemiptera; Aphididae. The record is from RefSeq and is a predicted model, not a curated record.
AUGAAGGCAGAUCAGAUAAUUAGUAAUGGAUAUCCAGUAGAAACAUAUGAAGUUGAAACCAAAGACCAUUACAUGGUAGGUUUGGAACGAAUACCAUAUAGUAAAAAUGGAAAUAAAACGAUUGGCAAGCCUAUAAUUCUGUUGCACGGCUUGUAUGGGACGUCAAUGUAUUACACACUUAACAAUAUAUCUCUCAGUUUCAUAUUAUCUGAUGCUGGUUUCGACGUUUGGCUACUCAAUUUUCGCCUUGCUGGAAUUUCCAAAUAUAUCAAGAAUCCAAGAACCGGCCUGGUAACUCCGUUGAGAAAUGUGUCUUGGGAUUUUAGCUUUGACGAAUUGGGAAUAUACGAUACGACAGCCGGCAUUGAUUUUAUCUUAAACAAAACUGGAUAUUCUACAAUACACAUGGGUGGUUAUUCCUUCGGAGCUACCAUAUGCCUUGUUGCAUUAGCCGAAAGGCCGGAAUACAACAAAAAGAUCGACAAAUUAGUGUUGAUUGUGCCAACGGCCAGGAUGAAGUACUACGAUCGAAGGCUUAUCAUUCUAAAGAUAUUCCCCUAUUUGUUCCAUAGACCUUUGAGAGGUAGGGGAUACGUACCUAAGAUGAAAAACCCAGACGAUCAAUGGCUAGGACGUGCAUGUAAAGAGAAGAAAUACAUGAAACUAUUUUGUCUUUAUAUAAUGACCCAAGUACAAGGCAAUCUUCUACCAAUAAAUUACAACACCAUUGAAAUCUUGAGAACAUAUCCUCAGCCAACAUCUGUUAAAGUUAUGACUCAUUAUUACCAACUAAUACUCCAAGAGUACUUCCGAAAGUAUGAUUAUGGAAAAAUUGGAAAUAUGAAGCACUACAACUCCAGUACUCCACCUGAUUAUGAUUUAUCUAAAGUGACAGCAGCGACAUAUGUUUAUCAAUCAAAACACGAUAUCUUUGCUACACCCAAGGAUGUAAAAUGGUUAGUAGACCGACUGCCCAACGUCAAGAAUGUUACAAUGGUGAAGAAAUUCAGUCACAUGUCGUUCGCUAUAAGUCCAUAUGCUAAACCUAUUAACCUUUUAAUUGUUAAACAUUUGCUG